AUGGCCCACCACCACCACGCCGAUGUCCACUCGCUGCACGAUUCGCUGCUGGACCAGCCCGCCGCGCCCUCGGAGCACCACGCCCACCAGAAGCGCUCCUCCCAGUCGCCCACCCAAGGAAAGCGCACCGACACGACCGCCGGAACGUCGUCCAUCACGGCGCAAGAGCAGGCCGAUGCGUUCGAGCAGGCCGAGGACGGCAUCGAGGCGAACGACUACACCUCGGACGACGACCCGGGCUACGACUCGGACGACGCAUCGUCGACGUCCGCGUCGCUCGCGUCGUCGGCGCGCAACUUCAUCUACGAGAACGGGCGGCGCUAUCACAGCUUCCGCGAGGGCACCUACUCGUUCCCCAACGACGACAGCGAGCAGGACCGCGAGGACCUGAAGCAUGCCAUGUACCUGAAGCUCUUCAAUGGCACGCUGCACUUCGCCCCGCUGGACCCGGACAAGAACUUGACGGCCAUCGACCUGGGCACCGGAACCGGCAUCUGGGCAAUAGACUUUGCCGAUUUGUUCCCGAACGCCAGCGUGCUGGGAAUUGAUCUGAGCCCCAUCCAGACGGAAUGGGUGCCCGCCAAUCUGAAAUUCAUGGUCGACGAUGCCGAGGAUGAGUGGCUGCACCCACGCAACCACUUCGACUACAUCCACACCCGCCACACCGUGCAAGGCUUCCGCAACUGGCCGAAGCUCUUCGAGCGCGCGCUAAGACACCUCAAGCCAGGCGCCUGGACGGAAUGCCAAGAGAUCGACCACAUGCCCAUGUGCCACGACGGCACGCUGGCCGGCGACGACGCGAUGCUCCGGUACUGGCAGAUGGUCACGGACGGCCUGUCCAACGUGGGCGUGCCCUUCCGGUCGGCGCCGCACCUGCGCCGCCACAUGGAGGCCGCCGGCUUCGUCAACGUCACCGAGCGCGUCUUCUACACCCCCAUCGGGCCCUGGCCCAAGAACCGCCACCUGCGCGAGGUCGGCCUGUACUGGCGCGCCGUGCUGAUGGAGGGGCUCGAGGCCAUCGCCCUCGGCCCCAUGACGCGCGGCCUCGGCUGGACCAAGGAGGAGAUCGCCGUGUUCCUGGCCGCCGUGCGCAAGGCGUAUGUGGAACCGGCGACGCAUGCCUUCAUGCCGUUUUAUAUCAUCUAUGGGCAGAAACCAGAGUAA
This is a messenger RNA of Diplodia corticola, 1164 nucleotides long. RefSeq names its product methyltransferase domain-containing protein. The record is from RefSeq and is a predicted model, not a curated record. Gene Ontology annotation, molecular function: methyltransferase activity. Bases 1 to 1164 code for a protein of 387 amino acids. The transcript is spliced from 4 exons. NCBI's taxonomy places the organism in Eukaryota, Fungi, Ascomycota, Dothideomycetes, Botryosphaeriales, Botryosphaeriaceae.